Aquila chrysaetos chrysaetos is the source of this 2797-nucleotide messenger RNA. RefSeq names its product V-set and transmembrane domain containing 2B (gene VSTM2B). Lineage: Eukaryota; Metazoa; Chordata; Aves; Accipitriformes; Accipitridae. The record is from RefSeq and is a predicted model, not a curated record.
AAACCAUUAAAAAUAUAAGGGAAAUUCUCUGUGGAUCAUAAAAUACACUUCCCAUGCCAUCCCAGUGAUUGAAUGAAGUUGUGCCUGAAUAAAAUGGUGACUUUUAAUGGAAUUUCAGAAAAAAAAAAGGCAAAGAUUUUAGAAAGGCACCUCCAAUUUAUUAAAAUGCAGCUCCCUCACAUUACUUACUGCACAAAUGAAACUCUGCUUGUGACUGUAACUCACUGUAAUGACUUUUCUGACUUGACUUUUGAGCGCUUCCAUUUUUUAAUUGGGACAUUUGCCUGAGAAACAGCCGAUCCACAGACACAUUUUCUUUUUAUGAUACUGUAUUCUAAACCAACGGCAGUUGUUUCGUUGUUGCGGUUUUUUCUUUUCCUUAAUGUAUUUUAACAAGUAAUAAACAGAGUUUGGGAGCCUGACGGCAACUGAACCAUCAGCUCUGGGCACGCACCCCAAGAGGAGACCCAGGCUCGGAUGAGGACGCCAGCAAAAAAGCAGUCCGGUUAUUGCUCUUCAGUCGAGUACUUCGCAGUUCCUUCUAGAGCGCGUCUGGGAUCUUGAGAGGAGCGGGAGGCGCACGUACGGAGCGCCGCCGAGACCAAGUUGUACAGACAAGCUCCGUGCCGGAGGCGGAUGAUGGCGAGCGGACAGCGGGCGCGGAGGCGAGGGGCCGCGGCGCGCUGCGGCCGGUCGGGCGGGCGGCAGGCGGGGCCUCCCGCUGGGGGCGGAGCGGUGCGCGGCCGCGGAGGCGGGGGCCGGGCCCGCGGGUGCAGCUGCGGUCGGGCCGCUCGUCGCCGGGGAGGGGAGAGGCGAGGCGAGGCGAGGCGGGCUGGGUCGUGCCGGCGCGCCUCCUCCGUGCCGCCGCCCGUGCAGGGGCUGAGCCCGGGCCGCGACGGGAACACGCCGGGCGCUCCCCAGGCGCGGGGAGAGAGGAGGCUCGUCCCUGCCGCCUCGCCGGCCCUUCCUGCGAGCUCCGAGAGCAGGCUUGUCAGUGUGAUGGGUCUCCGAGGGGAGCCCGGCGUCGGUUCCUCGCUGGCGGACAGCGGGAGCCCCCACUCAGCACAGGGCAUCGGGUGGCUUUGGCUUUUUGGGAAGGAGCCCUGACCCGGCCCCGCGGCGUGCGAUGGAUUGAGGCGUGCCCGGCUGCGCCCCGAGCCCGGCCCCCGCCCGCAGCCCAUAGAUGCGAUGGAAAAUCGGGGGCUCUUCUGCACCCUCUGUUACCUGAUGUUCAACGCGCCUCUUCUCUUCAUCGUCACCGCUACCUUUACUGAAGUUCCCAAAGAUGUGACUGUUAGGGAGGGAGAUGAUAUUGAGAUGCCUUGUGCUUUCCGAGCCAGCGGAUCCACCUCUUACUCCUUGGAAAUCCAGUGGUGGUACCUUAAAGAACCAGCCAGAGAACUUGCACACGAAUUAGCCAUCAGUGUACCCGGCAGCAGGAGCAAGGUAACAAAUAAGGAUGCAACCAAAAUCAGCACGGUCCGCGUCCAGGGCAACGACAUCUCGCACCGGCUGCGGCUCUCGGGCGUGCGGCGGCAGGACGAGGGCGUCUACCAGUGCCGCGUGGCGGACUACAGCGACGACGAGACGCAGGAGCACAAGGCCCAGGCGCUGCUGCGCGUCCUCUCCCGCUUCGCGCCGCCCGACGUGCAGGCGGCCGAGGCGGUCUCGCACAUCCAGAGCGGCGCGGCCCCGCGCCGCCACGGCACCGCCGCCCGGCCCACGCCGCCGCCUGCCCCCAGCGCCCCCCGCCCCCCCCCCCCCGCCGCCGCCCCCCGGCGGUGGGGCCGCCACCACCCCUCGCCUCGUCUUCCUCCUCCGCCUCCUCGCCUCUCCUCCUCCCCCGGUCCUCCGCCCUCCUCCCCCUCAGGUCUUUUCUGCGCUUCGCGGCGGCGCGCCCCCUCUCCCCCGCCCGCCUCUCUCCCCUCCCGCCGCGCGUUUUCCGGGGCACCCUCUACCCCCUCGUCGCGGCCGGGAGCGGCGCUGGGACGAGCGCUCGGGCUAAAAUCUUCUAUAUUGGAAAAGAUAAAGAAUAAAAUCUCCUUCUCUCCCUUGUCUCUUUCUUUUCUAGGUACAGGACCUAUUUAUGCUACAGACCCACUCCUAUAUAUGUCCCUGUUAAUACUGCAUAAGCUUAUACAUUUAUUAGUAAACCACUGACGGACUACUUCUUCCACUCCUCCUCAGCCAAACAAAAAGGAACCUAUUUAAAAACAGAACAAACCCCUGACAAAAAAAUACCUACACUUUUAAAGAUGGACAGAAAGAGACUGAAAGAAGCAUGAUAAAUUCUACGUGGGGGGAAAAACAUAUUUUUGGGGAUGCCACAGAAAGUAAACCACAUAGAAUAAUGCAUCUAGUUUCCAGACUAUGGUGUAAAGCCCUGCUCUGUGCAUGGCACUUAUGAUUUCUUUAUUUUAAUGUAAUAUUUUUUCUUUUCUAAACCUUUCCUCUGACUCUUCAUUUUGCACGAACUGUUGAGCAGUUAUCUUUAUGACAAUAUGUAAAGAUGUUGGGUCAAAGCCCUUCCUAAGAAAGGAAAUAUUUUUAGUAGAUUAUUGUGUUUAGGUUUUUUGGAUUUCCUUUUUCUUUUUUUUUUUUUUUUUUUUAAUUAAAUUAUUUCUUUUGGAGACAUUUUAAUUAAAAAGGUAGAUCUUACCAUAAUUAAUAUUCACUGUCAAUAAUAUUUAUUUUUAAAGGAAGAUUGGAAACAAGGUAAGACAUUUGUUUAUAAACUGUAUUGUAUAUUGCUGAAUAACAGUUGAAUAAAAAGAUUUUGAAAUAAAGUUUUUACAGA